Knipowitschia caucasica is the source of this 2670-nucleotide messenger RNA. The record is from the annotation of a GenBank genome assembly. NCBI's taxonomy places the organism in Eukaryota, Metazoa, Chordata, Actinopteri, Gobiiformes, Gobiidae.
AUGGCGGAUUCCUCCGAAUCUUUCCACGUCUUCACCAGCCCGACCAGACUGUCCCGCAGAGGAGACCUGACCUCUAGCCCUGGCCGAGACCUGCCGCCAUUUGAGGAUGAGUCUGAGGGCCUGCUGGGAGAUGUCACCCUGAACGAGGAGGAGGAAGAGGGGGAUGGAGAGGAGCUGAUUGGAGACGGGAUGGAGCGGGACUACCGUGCCAUCCCCGCCCUGGACGUGUACGAGGCAGAAGGUCUGGACCUGGAUGACGAAGAUCUGUCGGAGCUGUCCCCUGGAGCGCGCGCUGCAGCAGAGGAAGCCAUGAGGCGCAGGGACCGCGAGCAAGGCCUUAGCGGGAGGCUGCGGAGGGGACUUCUCUAUGACAGCGAGGAUGAAGAUGACGAGCGCCCCGCGGCUCGGCGAAGGCGAUUGGCUGAGAGGGCUGCAGAGGGCGUAACAGAGGGAGAGGAUGAGGAAAUGAUUGAGAGCAUCGAGAACCUGGAGGACAUGAAGGGGCACACAGUGAGAGAAUGGGUGUCUAUGGCAGCUCCCAGACUUGAAAUCUACAACCGGUUUAAGAACUUCCUUCGAACUCACGUCGACGAGAACGGACACAAUGUUUUCAAAGAAAAGAUCAGUGACAUGUGCAAGGAGAAUAAAGAGUCCCUUGUUGUGAACUAUGAAGACUUGGCAGCCCGAGAGCACGUGCUGGCCUACUUUUUGCCAGAAGCUCCCACUGAGAUGCUCAAGAUUUUUGACGAAGCUGCUAAAGAAGUUGUGUUGGCCAUGUAUCCCAAGUAUGACCGGAUCGCACACGAGAUCCACGUGCGCAUCUGUAAUCUUCCACUUGUGGAGGAAAUCCGCUCUCUCAGGCAGCUGCAUCUGAACCAGCUUAUCCGCACCAGUGGGGUGGUCAGCAGCUGCACCGGGGUCCUACCUCAGCUCGGGAUGGUCAAAUACAACUGUAACAAGUGUAACUUUGUCCUGGGGCCCUUCUUUCAGUCCCAGAACCAGGAAGUGAAGCCUGGCUCCUGUCCAGAGUGUCAGUCUCAAGGGCCCUUCGAGAUCAACAUGGAACAGACAGUGUACCAGAACUACCAGAGGAUCACCAUCCAGGAGAGUCCUGGGAAAGUGGCAGCUGGACGUCUGCCUCGUUCCAAAGACGCCAUCCUCCUGGCUGACCUGGUGGACAGCUGCAAACCUGGUGACGAGAUUGAGCUGACCGGCAUCUACCACAACAAUUAUGACGGCUCUUUGAACAUGGCCAACGGAUUCCCCGUUUUCGCGACAGUAAUCAUGGCCAAUCACAUCACACGCAGGGACAUGGGCGUAGCCGUUGCCGAGCUCACCGAUGAAGACGUCAAGGCCAUCGUGGUGCUGUCCAAAGAUGAGCGCAUUGGAGAGAGGAUCUUUGCCAGCAUGGGACCCUCCAUCUAUGGUCAUGAGGACAUCAAGAGGGCCCUGGCCUUGGCUCUGUUUGGGGGAGAACCUAAAAAUCCUGGUGGCAAACACAAAGUGCGUGGAGACAUUAAUGUACUUCUUUGCGGGGAUCCUGGAACAGCAAAGUCCCAGUUUCUCAAGUAUGUGGAGAAGGUUGCCAGCCGGGCCGUGUUCACCACUGGACAGGGGGCCUCCGCGGUGGGUCUCACGGCCUACGUGCAGAGGCACCCGGUCAGCCGCGAGUGGACCCUGGAGGCCGGGGCCCUGGUGCUGGCCGACAGAGGGGUGUGUCUAAUCGAUGAGUUUGACAAGAUGAACGAUGCAGACAGGACCAGUAUUCACGAGGCCAUGGAACAGCAGAGCAUCUCCAUCUCAAAGGCUGGAAUAGUCACCUCUCUGCAGGCCCGCUGUACGGUCAUUGCUGCGUCUAACCCUAUUGGUGGCAGGUAUGACCCGUCCCUGACCUUUGCAGAUAACGUGGAUCUGACUGAGCCAAUCGUGUCUCGAUUUGACGUCUUGUGUGUGGUCAGAGACACUGUGGACCCUGUGCAGGACGAGAUGCUGGCCCGCUUCGUGGUGGGCUCUCACAUAAAGCAUCACCCUGUAAACAAAGAGUCCUGCGUGGCUUUGGAGGAGGUGGUCCUACCCAACUUCUCUGACGUGCCUCCGAUCCCCCAGGAGCUGCUCCGCAAGUACAUAAUCUACGCCAAAGAGAGGGUCCAUCCUAAACUGAAUCAAAUGGACCAGGACAAAGUGGCUCGGAUCUAUAGUGACUUGAGAAAAGAAUCUAUGGCCACCGGCAGCAUCCCUAUCACAGUGCGUCACAUCGAGUCCAUGAUCCGAAUGGCCGAGGCUCACGCCAAGAUGCACCUGCGCGACUACGUGGUGGAGGACGACGUGAACAUGGCCAUCCGCGUCAUGCUGGAGAGCUUCAUUGACACGCAGAAGUUCAGCGUCAUGAGGAGCAUGCGCAAGACGUUUGCAAGGUACCUGGCUUUCCGCAGAGAUAACAACGAGCUUCUGUUGUUCAUCCUGAAGCAGCUGGUGGCAGAGCAGGCAGCCUAUCAGAGGAACCGCUAUGGUGUGCAGAACGAUGCCAUUGAGGUGCCAGAGAAGGACCUGCUGGAGAAGGCUCGUCAGAUCAGCAUCCACAACCUCUCGGCCUUUUACGACAGCGACCUGUUUCGAUCCAACAAAUUCAGCCAUGACCUGAAAAAGAAACUCAUCGUACAGCAGUUCUAG